UAGUAGAUUACAGAUGUACUCGCUCUGAAGCUUAGGGGCCUUGAAGGAAAUCUGGCUAAAGAUGGAAUUUAUUAUAUCGCAUAGUCCGUUUUAUGUUUGGUAAAUAAAAAAUAAGGCAUUUGCUCAGAUAAAUAAACCAAAACAGGUACGCAUUAAAGGGAAAAAUAAUUAGGUAAUAAUAAGUAAAAACGACGGGACAUUACCAUUUUGAGCGCUUGUUAAGAUAACUCGCAUAGUUCCCCGUGGAAUUUUGAAAUAGUAACUAAGAAAAAAGAAACUGAAAACGGUUCAAUACUAUAUCGCAUGGGAUGUGUAGCUGGUCGCCCAGCUAGCCUAACCAUUUUUGUGGUUAAGGCGUUAUAUAUUUGCAAAACAGUGUUUUGCCAAAGCACGUUAUCUUCUUGCUGAGGUAGAGUUCGUUUUUCGCACUGAUAUUAAUAAAAGUACAUGCAUAUUUUGGCGCAAUGAAAAAUGUAAAGUUUAUUGCAGGAGAAGAAUAUUUAGUCCUAUAAAUAAAAUGCUUUAAAGAAGCUCGCAUGCUUCUGGGUUUACUUCUUUUGGCGGGGGGAUGAUGAAGAAGCGGGUUAUUUGGCUGAUAAAUGGAAUAAACAGAAGAAUGAUGAAGCUGAUGUUUGCCCUCGCUUUGAUCGCCUAUGUUGCCUCUGUUUGGGGGACCUACACGAACAUGAGGUCCAUACAGGAAAAUGGCGAACUUAAGAUUGACCGGAAAAUAGAAGAGAUUGUUGGUCCUCUCCGGGAGAAAAUCAGAGAUUUGGAAGUCAGUUUCACACAGAAAUAUCCACCUGUUAAGUUCCUGUCUGAGAAAGACCGCAAAAGAAUCUUGAUCACAGGAGGAGCUGGCUUUGUGGGAUCACAUCUGACUGAUAAAUUAAUGAUGGAUGGCCAUGAAGUUACAGUGGUAGACAACUUUUUUACAGGCAGAAAAAGGAAUGUGGAACACUGGAUUGGACAUGAGAACUUUGAGCUAAUUAAUCAUGAUGUCGUAGAACCACUGUAUAUUGAGGUGGAUCAGAUCUAUCAUCUCGCUUCUCCUGCAUCUCCACCAAACUACAUGUAUAAUCCAAUUAAAACACUGAAGACCAAUACCAUUGGGACUUUGAACAUGUUGGGCUUAGCUAAACGGGUUGGGGCUCGUCUUCUGUUGGCAUCAACUUCCGAGGUAUAUGGAGAUCCAGAAGUUCACCCCCAGAGUGAGGAUUACUGGGGUCAUGUCAAUCCGAUUGGACCUCGAGCCUGCUAUGAUGAAGGGAAGCGUGUAGCAGAAACCAUGUGUUAUGCUUACAUGAAGCAGGAAGGAGUGGAGGUGCGGGUUGCAAGAAUAUUUAACACUUUUGGUUCUCGAAUGCACAUGAAUGAUGGCCGCGUGGUGAGCAACUUCAUUCUGCAAGCACUUCAGGGAGAGCCCCUUACAGUUUAUGGCACAGGAUCUCAAACAAGGGCCUUUCAGUAUGUCAGUGACCUGGUAAAUGGAUUGGUGGCCUUGAUGAAUAGUAAUAUCAGCAGUCCUGUCAAUUUGGGGAAUCCAGAAGAACACACAAUAUUAGAGUUUGCCAAAUUAAUCAAGAGCCUGGUUGAUAGCAAGAGUCAGAUCCAAUUUCUUCCUGAAGCACAGGAUGAUCCACAAAGAAGGAAGCCUGACAUCAGAAAAGCUAAGAUGAUGUUGGGGUGGGAGCCUGUGGUGCCUUUGGAGGAAGGUUUAAAUAAAACAAUUCACUACUUCAGCAAAGAACUGGAAUAUCAAGCAAACAACCAAUACAUCCCCAAGCCCAAACCUGCACGGAUGAAGAAAGGCAGGCCAAGGCACAACUAAAGAGCCAGUCCUGAAAGGGAAUGUUAAAUCUACUUAUGCAGUUUGCAAGGGCACUCUGGAUGCUCAACAUUAAAAGAACACGAACUUGAAAAGACUUGUCUUUCGUUACUGUUUUGUGAAAAGCAAGCUGGAAAUUUCUCCCCAGUCAAGCUUUCUAUACAAAGUUAGAUGUGCCUAAAAAGAAGAAAAGAAAUUUGCAAACCUUGCCUUGCACUUUGUCACCUGUCCUUUUUAAGUUUAUCUUGUGUGUUCCAUUUGAUGUGAUUUUUUUUCCUUUAAAAAAUACUUGCUGGGGUUGACAUUGAAAUCCCAAAGAAACUGUAAAAGCAGAGUUUAUUUAAAAUUUCUACAGAGUGCUUUUAACUAUGUGGCUUUCCUAUGCAUACAGAGGCUUUAAAUAAACUAAUGAUAUUGAUAUGUGGAACACUUGCAGUUACCCUUAAUGUUGGUGAUGGUUGUUUAGAUGUACUUUGAAAACAAAGACCAUCUUUGAAUACCUUUAAAAAUGUUUUAUAGGUAGGUUUAAAGCAUAAAACUGAUUUAUUGUUCCUUUGUACUCAUGAGUAAACUGGUACUGAACACGUUACUCUGUGAGCUCCAGAACAGAAUUUGCUGUAUAUUGAACUACAGUACAAGUGAUUGAAUAUACUAUUUUAAUAAAAUAUUGAUGAGGACA
This is a messenger RNA of Lepisosteus oculatus (spotted gar), 2507 nucleotides long. It is a transcript of the gene uxs1, whose product is annotated as UDP-glucuronate decarboxylase 1. Gene Ontology annotation, cellular component: cytoplasm. NCBI's taxonomy places the organism in Eukaryota, Metazoa, Chordata, Actinopteri, Semionotiformes, Lepisosteidae. Gene Ontology annotation, biological process: D-xylose metabolic process. The record is from RefSeq and is a predicted model, not a curated record. Gene Ontology annotation, molecular function: UDP-glucuronate decarboxylase activity; NAD+ binding.